Molecule: messenger RNA, 6132 nt
Organism: Schistocerca cancellata (South American locust)
Lineage: Eukaryota; Metazoa; Arthropoda; Insecta; Orthoptera; Acrididae
Gene: Arms
Product: kinase D-interacting substrate of 220 kDa
Exons: 28
Coding region: 16-5325 (1769 amino acids)
Molecular function (GO): protein binding
Source: RefSeq, a predicted model, not a curated record
UGUGGAUCUGAUGGCAUGGAGCAGAAUAUGGCCCCUAGUCAGAACCAGGCACCUUCUCGUCACCGUUACUCGUUUCUGCGACUGCACAUACCAGAUGGUGCCCUUACCCACAACUGGAGUGUACCAACACUCACCAUCACGACACCAAGUGCUGAGAGCACUCGCAAAUUCAGCUUUGGUUUACAUCGAUACUCACAGACGACCCUCCACCGCACUGAUUCAAUGGUAUCGCUCUGUUACCGCUCAUUAUCAGCAUAUAUUUCAGAUGACAAUAUCAGUGGGCUCCAGAGCUUUCUGGAAAAUAAGAGGGUGCAGGUGGAUGACAGAGAUGAGAAUGGAACAACAGCUCUCAUUUUUGCAGCAACAAAAGGGAAGCUUAAUUUUGUUCGGGAGCUAAUCAAUCAUGGAGCAGAGGUUAAUGCUGAAGAUGGGGACAACUGGACAGCACUACUGUGUGCAGCAAAGGAAGGCUAUGCCGAUAUUUGUGAGGAACUGCUGGAGCAUGGAGCCGACACAGAGCACCGUGACAUGGGUGGCUGGACAGCACUCAUGUGGGCAGCUUACAAAGGACGAGAUAACGUAGUUGAUGUCCUCGUGGCUCAUAAUGCCGAAGUAAAUGCUCAUGGAAACUUCCACCUUUCUGCUCUACUGUGGGCUGCAGGCAGAGGGCAUUCUACUAUAGUGCAAAAGUUGCUUAGGAAUGGAGCAAAAGUUAAUGUUGGUGACAAGUAUGGUACUACUGCUCUUAUUUGGGCCAGCAGGAAGGGAAAUACAGAAAUAGUGGAUGCCCUUUUGAAGGCAGGAGCAAAUGUUGACACAGCAGGAAUGUAUUCAUGGACGCCACUGCUUGUUGCUACAUUAGGAAAUCAUGUCGAAGUUGUCAAUCGUUUGUUGGAACAUAAACCCAAUGUGAAUGCAUUAGACAAGGAUGGAUGUACAGCUCUGACACUAGCCUGUAAGGAGGGCUUCCAUGAAAUAGCUGUUGCAUUACUUAAUGCUGGUGCAUACAUUAACAUUCAGGAUCGAGCUGGAGACACAAACUUAAUUCAUGCUGUUAAAGGAGGCCACAGAGGGGUUGUUGAAGCUCUUCUGAAAAAGUAUGCAGAUGUAGACAUUAGUGGAAAGGACAGGAAAACAGCAUUAUACUGGGCUGUUGAGAAAGGCAAUGUAGCAAUGGUGAAACUUUUACUGACAGCUAAUCCUGAUUUGGAAACUUCAACAAAGGAUGGUGAUACAGCAUUGCUGAGGGCAGUUCGAAUAAGAAAUGCAGAAAUUACACAGUUACUAUUGGACAAGAAAGCAAAAGUUUCUGCUGCUGAUAAAAAAGGAGACACCGCACUUCAUAUUGCUAUGCGUGCACGUUCAAAGGGCAUAGUGGAAAUUCUGCUGCGUAAUCCAAAGAACAGCCAACUCCUAUACUGCCCAAAUAAAGCAGGUGAAACACCAUACAAUAUUGAUAUGAAUCAUCAAAAAACAAUCCUAGGACAGAUAUUUGGGGCUCGCCGCUUGAACACUAAUGAGGACAAUGAAAACAUGCUAGGCUAUGACUUAUAUAGCAGUGCCCUGGCUGAUAUACUGAGUGAACCUUCACUUUCAAUGCCAAUAACUGUUGGUCUUUAUGCUAAAUGGGGAAGUGGAAAAUCCUUCCUCCUCAACAAGCUCAGAGAGGAAAUGAAGAAUUUUGCCCGGCAGUGGAUUGAUCCUGUAUUCCAGUUUUCCUCUUUAUUGUUGGCUGUUGUUGUGCACAUUUUGCUAAUGACUGGUGUUGUGGUUGGGUUGGUUUCUGGCCAAUGGGUGGCUGGUGUCAGUACAGCUGCAGCUCUUCUCAUCCUAAUUUACACAUUCCUUGUUGUUAUAUGGUAUGGGAGCCAGAGAUAUGACUGGUACUGGCCAUACAACUUUAAUGUGUCACUGACACGGAAGCUCAAUACUUUGAAAUUAAUUUUGCAAGUCAUGUUUUGUCAUCCUCCUGGUUCACACUGGAAUGAUGGAAUAACUGCACAACCUAUUAGAUUCUAUUUCACAGAUCAGACCAGAGUUAGCAGUACAACUGGAGGUGAGAAUUCUGUGGUGCAAAUGCUUGGUUCUUUGUAUGACUCAAUAGAGAGGGAUUAUGGGGCAUUUGCAACUCGUUUGUAUAGGGCUUUCCGACCUAAAGCAGUGAAGUCAACCUCUGCAUGGCGUUGGCGGAAAUUGUGCUGUUUGCCUUAUGUGGUUAUAUUUGAAUUUGCAUUCCUUACUGUAUUGGGAGAAGUCUCCAUGCUGGCAUUGUAUCUUGUUGAUGUUCUAGAUAAUGGGAAAAAGGACACUUUUGAAGGCACCAUGGUAGUUGCACUAAUGAUAGCUUUGGGUGUUCUGCUCGCUUCUAUAGUAGUGGCGAAUUUAUAUACCUGGAGUCAGAUGCUGCAGGCACUUCUAUUUUCCCAGCGAAGGCACCUGCAGAGGACAAUAGCUCGCCUUGAUACUUUGAAAUCUGAGGGAUUCCUUCAGGCUCUUCGUUCUGAAGUCAACCUCAUGACUGAAAUGGUCAAAUGCUUAGACAGCUUUACUAGUCAACAAACACGACUUGUUAUUAUAGUUGAUGGACUUGACAGCUGUGAACAAGACAAAGUGCUACUUGUCUUAGAUGCAGUGCAUAUGUUGUUCUCAGACUCCAUGUCUCCAUUCAUUGUUAUCCUUGCCAUUGAUCCUCACGUCAUUGCAAAGGCUGUGGAAGUCAAUAGUCGGCGCCUGUUCAGCGAAUCAAACAUUGGUGGCCAUGACUAUCUACGCAACAUGGUUCAUUUGCCAUUUUAUCUUCAGAAUUCAGGGCUACGCAAAGUAAAGGUUGCUCAGGCCACAGCAGUGCACCACCACAAGAGUAAUGCUACGUGGACUGAAAAUGAGGAAAAUGUUGCUUUGGCAGCCACAACAAGCGCAGUUUCAUCAGUUUCUGGUCGACGUCUGUCAUCUGAGUCUGGGUUUAGCAGCACAGAUAAACUGAAACGAAAGGGAUCUCGAAAACUGAAGCUGAGUGAAAGUGUUGCAAGCAGCCUGGGCAGUAAUUUAAAUCGUGUUGGUGGAGCACAUGACUUAACAAAAAUGCUGUUGACAGAUGAUUAUUUCAGUGAUGUAAAUCCUCGUAGUAUGCGGCGCCUCUUGAAUGUUGUUUACAUUACAGGUCGUUUGCUAAAGGCUUUUCAGAUAGACUUCAACUGGUAUCACCUUGCAAGCUGGGUAAACAUAACUGAGCAGUGGCCGUUCCGAACAUCAUGGAUUAUAUUGUAUUACGAUACUUACGAGGAAUCACUUGAUGAUAAUACAUCUCUGAAGUCACUGUAUGACAAAGUUCGCCCUCAAAUUCCAAUUUCAAAAGAUGUAGAACCAUUAUUGGAACUGGACAGAGAUGAGAAGAAAUUUGAUAUAUUCCUGACUUACCAUCGAAAUACUUUGCUAGUUAGCGACAUGAAAGUAUUUUUGCCAUUCACAAUCAAUUUGGAUCCCUACAUAAAGAAAGUAAUUAAAGAAGAUCAACAGAACAUGGAUGACACUGGAUUACAGUUUGGAUCAUCAUUUGCUGCAAAAUCUCCACCCCCACAAAUACCAGUUGCACAGCAGCACUCAAUGUGGUCAUCACCACAGUGGGCAACUGCCAACAAAACAUCCUUACUUAGAAGACAGAGACCUAUUGGACGAAGUGCUUCUGUGCAAUCAAAUUAUGCACCUGCACCAGUUGUUAGCUGGCCACAGGGGUGGAUGACGUUGCAGGAACCUAUGCCUCAUCCUCCAUUGAUACAGCAACCAUCAGUCUGUCCACCAUUGACCAUAGGUCGAAGUUUUCCUGAAGAAGUUCUGGAAAACAAACUUUCGGGUUUAACUGUUGAUGGGGUUUGCAGUCUUUUAGCUAAAAUUGAAGAUCUCAGUACUCCUUCCGUUUCAAAAUAUGCUAAUGUAAUUCGUGAUAACAAUAUAAAUGGUAGAGUUCUACUGCAUUGUGAUCUGGAGGAGCUUAAAAAGGUUCUCCAAAUGUCAUUUGGUGAUUGGGAGUUGUUUAGAAUGCUCAUUGUUUCACUAAGGGAAACUGAAUUUUAUGGGCCAAAUCAACAAGAGGAACUAACUUCAAAGAAUGUCAGGUUUUCUGUACCAACCAGACAGUUCAUGCCACCUUCACAGGAGAGGAAAGGUCUUAGCUCAAAGCAGGCAGGUUCACUCGAAAAAGAAAAAUCUUCUUCACGAAGCGAGAGCCGCACAGCAAGCAAACAGACUGUGAUGGAGAAACAGGUGACACUCGAGGAGCAAAUGAUCUGUGGUGCACUGCAGACCUUAAAUGAGGAAGCAUGUGAAGAUGUUUUGGAUGAAACAGAAGCUCCACAAGAACCAGCUCUGAACAGUACAGUACUGGGCGAUGUGGCAGUAGUUCCAGCAUUUCUUCAGGAAGCAAGCAGUCACACCAACAGCUCUUGUGGAAGUACAGCUGAUUUACAAGGAGCAGGAACAAGCAUAUUGGAAAUUCAACACCAGAAGUCAAACUACAUGCAAGCUUGCCAACAGCGCCCUUCAUCACUGCCAGUGACAUCUGAGAGCCGGAUACUUCCAACAUCUCCAAGCCAUUAUGUAGCCAUCAGAUCUCAUUCUGCAGAGGAUAGGGUUCCACAGCCUUCUUCAACAGGAGGUCCUUCCUUACUUCAGGGCUUAGCAUCAUCGUUAGUGACACCAGCAUCAAGUCUUGAGAAACUCAACCGUCUCAAAGAUCGAUUGUUGCGCUCUGUAUCAGGACCACCAUCUACAGCAUCUGUUUGUGGGGGCUCAUCAGUAAUAUCUCCAGCACCUUCAAUACGAAAUGGAAGUGGUGGGAGUGAUGAUGAAAGUACUCCAUUAGUAUCUGAAUCAUCAACACCAGGUGCAAGAACAUCAAGAGUAGGUGUCACUACCUUCUUUAAUGGAGGAUUUGGUGGUGCUGAUGAUUCCGGUGGAAGCAGUCCAUCUUCACCACCAUCUCCAGAAGACAGGGAAGAUAGCCGAAGUCCUAGUCUGAGCCCCAGUUUUGUCUCUCCUCAGUUUGUUGGAGCUACAAGGGUAAUGUCAGAUAAUACCAAUUUAGAUGCACUGGGAAAUGUGUCUGAACACCUUCCAUCUUCUCGUGGGUCAUCUGCCUCACUUAGCCGAGCAGCUCCAGAUUCAGGAAGCAAUUAUUGUCACUUAGUCACUGUGAGCAGAGGAGGGGCUUCAGAAGCAGAUCUGCGGCAUUGUGGUAAGUCUUCUACAACAGGAGCAACUAUUCAACUACCCAGACAAGAUGCACUUGAUACUAUUGACCCAUGGAAUAACCCUGAGACAACUGUAUGACCACGGUGGAUUUCUGAUGGCAGCAAUAACUGUGCGUGACAUAAACCAAUACUGGAGGUAGAGAUGACAUCGUUUGAGUAAAAAUGCGUACAGUGCCAUCAGAUGCCAUCAGAUGAAGCACAGUCCAGCCAACUAGCAGGAGUUUAAUGUACAUAAUGAAUUUAUUUAUUUUGUCUCAUUGUAACUGCUGUUCAUUUGUUUAAAGUAUUAUGACUAUAUGCUUUUGCAGUUCUGAUGACACUCAUUUUCUGUUAUUAAUGGUUCCAGAUAUGUGAAUCAUAAGUUGCAUGAUGAGAAAUAGUCACUUCUCCUUGCUUUAAAAAGUUCUGCAGUGGUUUUACACAGCCCAUUUAUAAAUAAAUUUUAUGUUUUCAUCAUAGUUUCAUUUAAACUAUUCCUUGCCGUAAGAGUGCAUUUAUUACUAUUGAAUUUAGUUAUUAGAUAUACGAAUCUCAACCAUUCCAACUAUAUGUUCAGUGACUUAGUUUAUUGCAUUUAAAUACAGAAUGCUUUUAAUGUACAUGAAAUGUUUGCGUGUAUAAAUGACAGUGCAUUUCUCAUAAAUUCAUUACUUAUUUUUGUUUUAUACCAGUUUCUGUUUGCAUCCAAGUCUGUAAGUUGACAUGCAGUUAAUGCUAGUACUGAGUAAGAUGUGUUUAAAGAACUUGCAUGCGUGAAAUUUAAAUGCUGUCAUCUGAUUUAAGCUAACAUUUUCCUUUUCUUUAUAUUAAGAGAAUUACUUAGUACAUUGUACAACAACAGUUAUAUGUGGCAGCUACAUAAUAAAGAUGAUUCAGUAGAAAAAUA